Cyprinodon tularosa is the source of this 2384-nucleotide messenger RNA. RefSeq lists its product as uncharacterized. Gene Ontology annotation, molecular function: DNA binding. The record is from RefSeq and is a predicted model, not a curated record. Bases 164 to 2068 code for a protein of 634 amino acids. The transcript has 2 exons. Lineage: Eukaryota; Metazoa; Chordata; Actinopteri; Cyprinodontiformes; Cyprinodontidae.
CCUAGAAGAUUUCCUUGGCAACAUGGAGACAAAGGCCUGCCCCUUUUUCAUGAGGAUUUCUCCGCGGCCAGCGUUACUUUACGUGUAAUCAAGAUUACUAAAUCGGAUUACGAUACUUUUAUUGUAUUUUAGCUCGUGGUUUUUGGCAGAAAUUGCGUUUGAAAUGGAUGGGUUUCAGCAAGAGACCUGCGGGGAAACUAAAUCGGCCAUUACCAGCUGGCGUUAUCGCCACCAUUUCACGUACAAGGCUGAUCAGGGUAAAAAUAUAAUCGUCCAAUGUAAUCUGUGCCUGCCGAGGGUUAAUCUGCUGUCCACGUCGAAAACCUCCACGUCAAACCUAAAGAAGCAUUUAGACAGAACACACCUGGGCUGUGAGGCAAGGCCGGAUGCAAAGAGAGGAAGGAAAAAGGAGGAGUACAACGGUGAGGAAAGCAGACACUGUCAGCUUAAAAAACUCAAAGCGGAGAUCAUCUCAAAAUGUCUGACGCAGUCCAAGAUCGAUGACCUCAUCUUCAGCUUUAUUGUGGAGGAUUGUCAGUCUUUCUAUGUGCUGGACCAGCCUGGUUUUCAGAAACUGAUCAGCGGUUUGACAGAGGGGCUAAAGGUCAUGGACAGGGUGAGCCUGUUCGCUAGAGUGGACUAUGGCCUCUCCAGAAUGCGGGAGGACCUGCUAGCCAAGCUCAGAGGCGUCCAGUAUGUAUGCACCACGGCGGACAUCUGGACAGCUAACGACAGGAGCUUCUUUGGCAUGACGUGCCACUGGAUCGACGCAGUGACUUUGGAAAGGAAGUCCGCUGCCCUGGGGUUCCCACGGCUGCAGGAUAUAAUCACGUAUGACUCCCUCGCUGGGCGGAUACACGACACCCAUGUAGCUUACAACAUAGAAAGUAAAGUCCAGACCACGGUCACAGACAACGCCAGCCCUUUUGUCAGCGUCUUCAAAGAGUUUGUUGGGGACAGUCAGGAGAGGGACGAUGAUUUUGGGGUCUUUGAGAAUGUGGGCUCCAUACUUGAGGGUGAGCCAGAGCAGGACAUGCUGUUGUUCUUACCCCCUGUGCAGCGCUGUGCAUCACACAUCCUGGAGCAGAUAGUCACUGAGGACUUUUGGCAGGCCAUCUCACAGGGGCCCAUGUGUCAGCUGCAUUACAGCUCAAUGACCAAGGUGUUCUCAAUAUGGAGCAAAUGCCACCACCUUCAGGUCGGGAUGAAUGUAGCGGAGGAAAUUGGAAAGAUGGCGCUGGUCGUCCCAGCUGUUAUUCGUUGGAACGUGGAGUACUGCGCUGUGCAGAAGAUGGUCUCCCUCAGUGAGCGGGAGCUGACGGAGCUCUGUGCCCGUCUGGAGGUCCCACGCCUGCAGCCGGAGGAAUCGGCCUUCCUGAAAGAAUACGUAACCGUUUUCCACCCUCUUGCGUUUGCCCUUGAACUUUUCCAGGCUGAGCAGAAAUGUUACCUUGGUCUUGUCAUCCCAACCGUCUUGAGCUUGAAGAACAAGCUGAACGAGCAGAAGGACGCGGCCAACUACUUCAGCGAAGUCAUCAACAGCAUCGUCAUGGCGAUCGAUGUUCGAUUUCAGGAAGUUUUCUCCAGCACAGAGGCAAGGAUCGCCACGGCAACGACCCCUCAGUUCCGUCUGUGGUGGAUGCCGGCCUCAGAGAAGGACGAGAUGUGCUCCCUUCUCACCACCGAGGCUUCAGAGGUGGACCCAUGCAACGUGGACGAAACCAACACCAGCCGCAACCCAUCCACCAUAGAAUCUGAGGACGACUUCUUCAGCUACGGGUCUCCCAAGACCUCCACCCAAAUCCAGCAGCGAGGAGUGAAGGAAGAGAUCCGCAAGUAUGUUGAGGGAACAGGGAAGAGCCUCGAGUGUCUGCAGGAAUUCCCCAGAGUGAAGCAACUUUUUCUUAAAUACAACACCCCUCUGCCUUCGACGGCCCCCGUCCAGCACCUCUUCAGCCAGAAGAGCAACCUCAUGACCUCACAAAGAAACUUUCUUACGGAUGACUACUUUGAACGCAUCCAGCUUUUACGAUACAACAGUAACAUCUGUCCUUUGAUAACAGAAUGACUUUUUCCCCACAGCCUUUCAAGUCGUACAGUUAAACCCUAAUACGCUAAGUCAUCGUUAAAUAUUAUGAAUAUCUUAUAUAAGGCACUUUAAGCCAGAUUUAUUUUUACAUGUUUCCAUCUCUUCCUGUUUUUAUAUAUCAAGCAUAAGAGAGACCAACGAUCAUCAUAACACCAUUGGUUCCAACAGUUAGGGAACAAAUAAAAGUCAAAUUUCUCUUUCAGUUUUUUGCCAUCCCUCCCCUAAGUUCACAUGUUGGAUGUUGAGGCUGAAUGUCUGUUCAAAUUUGAGAAUAAAACUGAUUUGGCUGUUCAAA